AUGAAGGCCGAAAUUGCACGGCUGAACAAGAAGCUGGACGAGCACAUGGAGGUGAAACCCGCUCCGAGCCCGCAGCCGUCUCUUCUGCAAGCGAAGGCCGAGGAGGAGGAGAGAGUCCAGAAAGCACAGGAGGUUUUGAAGAAGGUCUUCCGAAAGCAGCUGCGCCAACUAAAAAAGCGCCAAUUGGUCACUCCCCUGUCCGAAGACAAAGACAAAGAGCGUCGGACCGAAGGCGGGUCAACAAACGAACAGCUGCUGCAGCGCCAGGCGCAAGGUCAAGGCCAAGCAGUGGAUGGCUCUCUGAGGCUGGAGGAGGCUUACGAGCAAGCCGAGGACACCGAGGAUAAAGUUGGUUUCAACCAAGACAGUACCAUUGACACUCUGGACAAGGCAACGGCCAUUCUCUCUGGCAGCUUGGAUGCGGGGUUUGUAGGUUGCAACGAGCCGACACCAAGCGUGGAGAUGGGGGAAACUCACUUCAAAUUGAAGCUGGGCAAGUGGCAGUGCAAAGUAGGCAUUAGCCUCCAUAUUUACAGUGGAACCUUUACAAUCUUCGAUUGGGAUUUCCCAGAAAUCAAAGUUCCCUGGCCCGCCGAAAUCGCAGCACUCAUGCAGUGGAAUGUUAGUGGUUUCGGGACAGACUGCGAGAUGCCACGCCCAAGCAUCUAUCUAAACAAGGAAGGAUUGCACUACCACUUCACACGCACGUACUGUAAAGUCACCGUGCUGGGGAAGACGCUAACUCUUUUCGAUUGCACGACGCCAAACUUUGGCAUCCCCUGGCCCGAGCCGUUCAGCGCGAUCAAGGAUGCUGGGGUCAAUGCCAUCAAGGCCGCCUUCGACCUGGGCGAGGAGCUGGUGAGUUGCGCCGGGACCGACCCUGACUCUGUGAAGUGCGUGGGCAACAAGAUCAUGGAGGAAGUGCUUGGGUGCCACGACACAAGCACGAUACAAGCAAUCGUCCUAUGUCUUGGGAACAAGAUGAUCGAGUACGUGCCGCCGUUCAAGUACCUGACCCUUUUGAGCAAGAUCGUGGGCGAAUUCGUGGAGGGCUUCGCGAGGAUGGCCGGCACCGUGGUAAAGCAAGUCCUGAAAAGCAGCCAUUCCCUGAUCCAAGAGGCCGCGAAGAGCUCCAAGUUCCCAAAAGUCGGGUCUGCUCCUGCGGUGCACCAUUCCGAGCAGAACCUGAUGAUCGAGAUCCACACGGAACAUCUUCGGGGCCCAUCAGAGUCCCGGCUGGCCGGCGGCAAUGUGUCGAUGCUGCAGACUGGGGGCGACCCCAAGGCCGGCGUGGCUUUCGCCUUCGAGGCCGAAGACUCGCAUCAGCAGACAAAGCUUAUCAGCCAGUUCGACGGCUACGAAACGGACACAGGCAGCUGCCUGGCCUUCGCCCCAAAGCAGAAGAACGGGCAGAACGGCCAGGCGAUCAAGGCGGACUGGCAGGUCCAGCAUCAAAGCGAUUUCGUGCAGCUGGAACCCUGGGCGGUGCCCUGUGAUCCCACCUGGAUGAAGGACAACUGGGACAAGUGGCAGGGCUAUUCCUUCUACACGGGUUCCCUGGCUGUGGAGAAGUGCGUCACGGUGAGCUACUCCAUCAGCGUGCAACCAACCAUCUCCUUCAUCGCUGGCAUCACUCUGGAGGUCAUGCCUUCGCCGAUCGUGACGGUGCAAACCACGGCCUGCUGGCCAAGGGGCCGGCCGGGCGGCCAGGAUCUCAGCCUCCUGCGGACGAAGAUUCUCUCCAGUGGCGUGCUCCUCUUCUCCCGGACCCUUCGACUUGCGAAACGUUUCGGCAGCAAUGCUGCCGACUGGCAUCCUCCGCACGCGAAGGCCACCUCUGCCAAAUGGGACAUGCUGACGAAUCCGCGUGUGACCAUGUCCAGGGAGGCCUUGCUGCAGAGCAACCAGAGCAAGGACUCCCAGGAGGACGUAGGAAAGGAGGACACGGAGGCAGAUGACGGCGGGGUCUGGGAGUGGAUGAUGGACUCGGAGGAGCUCUACCUGGCAACUGCCGACUACAACAUGGAUCUGGGUGUGAACGUCACCUCGGAGCUCAAGGGGCACGCUGCGGCCAAACGCCUCGGUCUCAUGGCCGCACAGGCACGGGUGUCCAAGGCGGAGGGCUCCGAGGCCGAGGAGGAGGAGGCCGAAGGGGACGUUUUCCAGCUCUUCAGAUUCAAGCAUGGGGCUGACAUCAGCUUCAAUCUCCGGGGCGUCGUGGCCGGCAACGACUUCCAGCUGCGCACGCAGGUUGGCUUCGGGCCAUUCAAAUCUGAAGAGAGGGACAUCCAGUUGGUGAACAUAGUGGACCAGUUCAGGGUGGUAUUGCAUGCUCUCCCCUGGGUGUCGACAAGCAGCGCCGACAGGGCCAUCGACGCACUGAACCACUUCACCCAGCAUAACCUACCGCCCCCGGUUAUGGUCCCGGGCACCACCGUGGCGCUCCACAACCGCAUCUUCAACCAGUAUAUCAACGUGCACGGAAACGGCAUGGUGCGCACCAGUGGCUUGGUUUACUUCGGCCAGCUCCCUUCCUUCGGUCUCCAGGAGCGGUUCACAGUCAUCGACGCGGGAGAUGGUCUGGUCGCACUGCACAACCAGAAGCACAACUGCUGGCUGUCAGUGAACCCCGUAGUUGGCGUCCACGUCUACCACGGCUCUGCCCGCAGCUUCGACAAGACGUGGCCAGACCAGAAAUUCGAAGUGGUGAGCGUCGGCAACGGCGAGGUCGCUCUCUACAAUCCUCAUUGGAAAGGCUUCUUGGGCAUGGAACCGGGCCAUUUAAUGUCAUGGGCACCAUUUACCGGAAAUCCGGAGACCAUUCCGCAGGGAUGGACAUGGCAGCGGUUCAAGAUCGAUGUGCUCGAGCCUUACCUGAAGCCAGGCUCGACCGUCGGCCUGUACAACCCAGCUCACGACCGCUGGAUGCGGAUGAACGACCAAUUCGACAUGGACAGAAGCGACCCCACAGGAGGGAAGCACUGGCAACCCGGGUGGUUCUGGGAGGAGUUCCAGGUGGUGGAUGCCGGGAACGGGGAGGUCGCGUUGCACAAUGCCCACUGGAACCGCUUCGUGAAGCUUUGGCAUGGUGACGGUAUCAACUCCGAUGUCUCGGCCAGUGAUCCCAAGAACGCCAGCGAUUUGCCGGCGAAUUGGCUGUGGGAGAGGUUCCAGGUGGUGCCUACCGAGGACGGCGUGAUCGCUUUGCACAAUGCGGAGCACAACCGGUUCUUGACCAUGAACACUCAGGGCAUCGUCGGCAGCCCACCCAAAAACCCCCAAGACCUCCCGGGCCCAACCGAGUGGGCGUGGGAGAGAUGGCAGGUGGUCCAGAUCGCCGAGCCCUACAUUCUCGGCUUUCCGGGCUGGAACUUUGAGGGCUCCAGGUGA
Symbiodinium sp. CCMP2456 is the source of this 3390-nucleotide messenger RNA. The record is from the annotation of a GenBank genome assembly. Lineage: Eukaryota; Dinophyceae; Suessiales; Symbiodiniaceae.